AUGGACACCCUUUCCCCUCCGCCCAAACUAAGCCAUCUCUUCACGCUGCGAUGCGCUGUCGAUCCCCCCAUGGAAAUUGGCAAGGGGCCCUACGGUCGACGACGCUGUGUGCCGAUUAAAUCGGGAUCGGUCCAUGGACCGCAUCUUCAAGGUGAAGUUGUGCCGGGAGGGGCGGAUUUCAUAACCGAAGGUACUCGAGCCGGACCUCCCGAGGUCUUGCAAGCGUUGAUGGAGGGUGGACCGGUGGAUCCGAGCCAGUAUUGGUUUCAUCUUCACAUCAAGAUUGAGACCGGGCACGAAAAGUACAAAUGGAUGAAUGACCGGGUCAUUGUUGGGCGAGCCACGCGCGCAAAGGGCGAGGUGGCUUAUGAUGCGUAUUACUUGGAGAACGAUGGCUGA
Molecule: messenger RNA, 399 nt
Organism: Penicillium oxalicum
Lineage: Eukaryota; Fungi; Ascomycota; Eurotiomycetes; Eurotiales; Aspergillaceae
Product: DUF3237 domain-containing protein
Exons: 2
Coding region: 1-399 (132 amino acids)
Source: RefSeq, a predicted model, not a curated record